ACUCGCCCCGGGUUAGUCUUAACUAAGUCUUGGUCAUAAGGAUGAGAGACUUAGGGCACUGCGGUAGGAUCAAUAAAUAAAAUCAGAUCAUCCAACCAGAGUUGUAAAUUGUUACAAUUGGAAUUUAUUCCUACCAGAAAUAAUUUAACUGUAGGGCAAGAUGCAAAGCACAACUAUAGUUAAAUAAAAUAUGGAUCUUGGCCCGCUAGGGUAUUCUUCAAAUAGAAACCCCAAGUCAAUAGGUUCCGUACCUGAGGGUAGUUGACUUGUUAGAAAUAGUGGGAGAGUAUUUAAUAAAGACCUAUUAGAUACUUAAUUCAUGAUAAUAACUAUCUUCGCAAAAUUCUGUAGAUGGCAAACAACACAAACAACCUCGCCCUGCGUUCCAUUCUGGAUAAAGAUAAAUUGAACGGAACAAACUUUGUUGACUGGCAACGCAAUCUCUGCAUUGUUCUCCGCAUGGAUGAGAAAGAGUAUGUGCUCGAAAAGCCCAUUCCUCCUGCCCCUCCCGCUAACGCCCCGAAAACGGUCAAAGAUGCCUACGAGAAACACGUUGAGGAUGACAACCAGGUUAGCUGUGUCAUGCUGGCUACCAUGAUAACCGAGCUGCAAAAACAGCACGAGGACAUGAAGGCCCACGAGAUGAUCGUGGCCUUGUGGCAGCUAUACCAGGGGCAAUCCAGGCAUGAACGUUUUCUCGUGAGUAAGGCUCUCUUUAGUUGCAAGCUCUCUUCAGGGAACCCGGUCGGUCCGCACGUUCUCAAAAUGAUUGGUUACAUAACCAAUCUGGAGAAACUCGGGUUCUCCUUGCAGAAGGAGUUGGCAACGGACAUGAUCAUGCAGUCGCUCCCUGAGCUGUAUAAGGGUUUUGUCAUGAACUACAUGAUGCAUGAUCUUGACAAACCCCUUCCGGAGCUUCUUAAAAUGCUCCAGACUGCAGAGGAGAACCUUACUAAGGGCAAGGGUGCUUCCGUCCUUAUGGUCCAAGGCGGAAAGGGGAAGCCGAAGAAGGGGAUUAAGAUUAAGGCUAGGACAGUCGGAAAGCCUAAAUCGAAGUCCACUUCAUCUGCAACCCAGAAACCCAUAGGAGGAGUUGCAAAGGGCAAAUGUCAUCACUGUGGUAAGGCAGGCCACUGGAGAAGAAACUGCAAGACAUACCUCGCAACCAAGAAGAAGGAAGGUACGACCAUUUCUUCUGAGGUGUAUGUUAUAGAAGUUAACAUGUCUAUAUCUUUAUCAUGGGUACUAGAUACUGGAUGUGGGUCUCAUAUCUGUACUACCAUGCAGGGACUGAAGCAGAGUAGACGGUUAGCUCAAGGCGAGAUUGAACUCCGAGUCGGCAAUGGUGCACCUGUUGCAGCUUUGGCAAUCGGAACUUAUAGUUUAGUCUUGCCUAGUGGUCUAAUGUUGGAAUUAAACGAUUGCUUGUACGUUCCUGCAAUUAGCAGAAACAUUAUUUCUGUUUCAUGUCUUGAUAAGAAUGGUUUCAUCAUUUCUAUUAAAGACAAGUCCCUU
Cuscuta campestris is the source of this 1515-nucleotide messenger RNA. NCBI's taxonomy places the organism in Eukaryota, Viridiplantae, Streptophyta, Magnoliopsida, Solanales, Convolvulaceae. The record is from the annotation of a GenBank genome assembly.